GUUCGCUAACAACAGCAACAACACAGACCAACAAACAAACAAAUCCCCUCAAAAUGUUCAAAUUGGUGGUGUUGUCUGCUCUCCUUGCCGUAGCUGUUGCUCGUCCCGGUCAUCUCUAUGAAUCCCCCGUAGUCUAUUCGGCGCCAGCUGCUACAAUUGUCCAGGAACCGGUGCUGGCCAAGGUCGGUGCUGUGGUCAAGAGCAUUCCCUCAUCGGUCUCCCAUCAGAGCCAAUCGGUGGUCCACAGCUCCGCUCACUAUGUCGAGGAUGUGGUUGCACCUGUCGUCAAGUCCUAUGCUGCCCCAGUUGUCUCCAGCUAUGUGGCUGCUCCAGCGCCAAUCAUCUCCAGCUAUGUGGCACCUGCUCCCAUUGUCAAGACUGUGGCCACCUAUGCCGCUGCUGCUCCAGUGCUGAAGACCAUCGCCACGCCCGUUGUCUACAAUGCUGGCUGGUAAAGCUUAGACUAGUGGAUUAGUAACUGGACUGCUCUAUUACUGAUCCUAAAUUACCCAAAUUCGCCUGUAUAUAUAUUGCUUCAUCUGUUUAAUUGCGAGUAAAAUGUGAUUG
Molecule: messenger RNA, 567 nt
Organism: Drosophila nasuta
Lineage: Eukaryota; Metazoa; Arthropoda; Insecta; Diptera; Drosophilidae
Product: pupal cuticle protein G1A-like
Exons: 2
Coding region: 54-455 (133 amino acids)
Source: RefSeq, a predicted model, not a curated record